CAGGUGGUUGUUACUCUACAAGUGCAAAAUGAUUCCAACGUUGGUGUUUCUUUGGAUGGAAGGAAUGAUCUGUCUGUUUGUAUCAAUAUUUCUAGUAGCUGCCGGGACAAGGGCUGAUUUAACACCCAAACGUCCACUCAGGCUAGCACCUGACAAUGUUGUCUACACGGCAACUCUCAAUCGUCCAUUCACUAUGGCGGUGUCCAUGGCAGUCGAUAGACUGCGUAGAACGGAUGAUAUCAUAGUGGGGGUGGAGGAUGCAGACAGUGUGUUAAUUCGCAGAUACAGCGACAGAGACGAUAAAGAAUCGUGCACACCCAGCAACUGCGUGUUUGUGCACCGCAGCAGGAAGCACGUUACAGUGGAAUUCCAGCUAUUGAAUGUGAAAGAGCCGGAUUUAGGCCCCCGGCGAAUUGACAUUUUGAUCAAACCGAGGAUGAAACGGAGAAAUAUGACUCAUGGCAUUGGACAUUUUACCUUACAGACGAAUGAAACCGAAAAGAAACGUUCCUGUUUAUAACUGGGGCACACGUAAUUGCACUACAAAGCUGUUACAGGCCAUGGGUUAUGUUAUGAUCACCAUCGUAAGGAGAUUUGACUUAAAAAAACAAAAAAACAGUAUUAUAAAAAAAAAACAUUCGUGAAAAGCCAGUGAGUGGUUAAAGCGAGGGAGUCGUCACCUGCGCAUGCGUCAGAUGGCCAUAGCGUGUCAUUUUUUACGAACAAGCGUCUACCCAUGAACCUUUGCGUUUUUAGCGUGUGUUUUUAUCGUCGCUUGGGACUCAAUUCCCGCGCGUGCGCAAGUGACGACCCUCCCGCUUUAACUCCAACUCCUUCAAAGGAGCAUUAAAGUCCGUGUGCAUGGAACUAAUUCAUGAUAUUCAUUGAGUAUUACAAUGUGUUUUUAGAAGUAGCAUGUAUUCCCUGUCUAAUAUUUACUAUUAUACUAACGAUAGUUCCAGUAUGUCGAAGUUCGACUUUGUCAAAAUCUGCACAUAAAGUCAAUGCAAUGAGGAGCUCAAGAAGACAAACAAGCUGACUAUUGUUGUGGCCUGAGAUGCAACGAUCAAUGCAAUAAAAAUGUAAAUUGUGAUUUAGGCCAGUUAAAAAUGUGCGCCGAUUUUAGGAAACAAAUUGGCAAGAUAUAUUAUCUUAAAGGGCGGUGGUCGUCGCGCCGCGUUCUAUUCGAUAUGGGACUCAAAGCGACGUAUACAACGCCAGUACAUGAAAUUCGAACACGCGCUGCACGACGAACACCGCCAUUUAAACUUUGCUGUAUAUACACUGUAUAUUUACUCAUAUUUAUGUAAUUUUUGCACAAGGUGUAAAUGUUGAAACACUAUUUUUUUUUUCGUGAAUAUAAUUUCAUAAGUGUGAAUAUUGUGUACAUAUUAUAUUUAUAUUAAAUUAAUUUAUACUAUUUUUAA
Messenger RNA from Saccoglossus kowalevskii, 1427 nucleotides. RefSeq lists its product as uncharacterized. Lineage: Eukaryota; Metazoa; Hemichordata; Enteropneusta; Harrimaniidae. The record is from RefSeq and is a predicted model, not a curated record.